AUGCCUCCCCUCAAAACCGUCCCUGGCACCAAAGCUCGUUUGAGCAAGAAAGCCAAAACUAGUACCCCCACUGAUGAAGCUGAAACGGAGAGGGCCCCAGAAGGCACUGGUAGAGAUACUGUCGAUAUUGUCAUGGAUGAUUCUGCCCCACAGGGUCAAAAUACUGAUGCUGAUCCGCCGGAAGCUAACCCGGCUAGUCCUCGUGCUGAUCCUCCUAGCCCGGCCAGGGAUGAAGACCUGCCAAGCCCAGCUAAGGAUUCUAUCAAUCCGUCAAGCCCAGUCAGGGACACUGUCAAUCCGCCAAGCCCGACCAGGGAUACUGCCAACAUAAACAGCAAAGACUCCCAGAUUGCCGAUCUUCAAGAGAACAUCAAAUCCCAACAAUCAGAGACUUCCAAGGCCAAAGAUGAACUUAAAACUGCUUUGACAGCCAUGGAACAACUAAAGGAAGGGUUCAAGAAUGAACGUGCCAGCUGGGAAACUGAAAAAGCUGCAUUAUCCGACGGCCAGAAUAGACCCGACGACCUCUGGCUCCGCUUUAGGCGUGGGCGUCCUACUUUCCACCGCACCUUGGCCGCGCCCACUCGCCAUCAAACCUCCGUCAUCCUCCCACAUGGCCGGAGCCGCCUCGGGAUCGCCAUGGCCCUGAGAUCCUCGACAGCGACGUCGCUGCUCUCCAGAACCCUCCGCCUCCUCGAACCUUCCGCGCACCGGGUCCCGCGGGUCGAAUCGAGAGCCGCGUCGUCGUCGACUGGCGGUGGGGAUCCGUCGGGCCAGGAGCCGGCGCCGGCGCCCAUGGACUCCCCGAUCAAGGUGUUCUCCGAUCUCCGCGGCGGCGGGGCCCGCGGCGCGGCGAUCGACGCGGGCGGGUCGGCGCGGAAGCCGGUCAGCCUGUGGCCCGGGAUGCACCACUCGCCGGUCACCAACGCGCUGUGGGAGGCGCGGUCCAGCAUCUUCGAGGGCAAGAUGGACGCCGGGGGCAACGCCGACGCGGGCCCGCAGACGGACCUGCUCACCAGGACCCCCGCGCAGAGCCGGACCUCCAUCGUCUACAAGUUCGCCGCCGACGACAUCCUCCGCGAGCAGUACCGCGACCCCUGGAACGAGAUGCGCAUCGGCAAGCUGCUCGAGGACCUCGACGCCCUCGCCGGCACCAUCGCCGUCAAGCACUGUUCUGAUGGUGAUAGCACAACAAGACCUCUUUUGUUAGUUACUGCUUCUGUGGACAAGAUGGUCUUAAUGAAGCCCCUUCGUCUGGACACUGAAGUAAAGAUUAUUGGGGCUGUUACUUACGUUGGCCGCUCUUCGAUUGAUAUACAGAUUGAAGUGACUCAGGUUGAUCAAGAUGGUGAUGUGCAGUCAGACCCAAUUGCAUUGACGGCUAACUUCACAUUUGUUGCACGAGAUUCAGUAACCGGAAAAUCUGCUCCUGUGAACCGCCUUUCACCAGAAACCGAGAGAGAGAAGCAGUUAUAUGCAGAGACAGAAGCACAGGAUAAGGUGAAGAAAAGGAAAAGGGAAGAACAGAAGGGAGUGCUUGAGAAGGGGGUACAGAAGCUUGGUGCUGAGGCUGAGAGGCUGAAGACUUUACUGGCAGAGGGUCGUGUUUUCUCUGAUUUUCCUGCUUUGGCUGAUAGGGAUAGCAUAUUGAUGAAGGAUACUCGCCUGGAGAACUCUCUUAUCUGCCAACCUCAACAGCGAAACUUGUAUGGACGGAUAUUUGGAGGUUUCUUGAUGCACCGAGCAUUUGAGCUUGCUUUCUCGACUGCCUAUGCCUUUGUCGGGCAGAGACCGUGUUUUCUUGAGGUGGACCAUGUCGACUUCUUAAAGCCGGUGGAUGUUGGAGACUUCCUUCGAUUCAAAUCAUGUGUGUUGUUUACCCAGCUUGAGAAUAAAUGGCAGCCCCUGGUAAAUGUCGAAGUCGUCGCUCAUGUAACAAGGCCCGAGCUCCGAAAAAGCGAGAUCUCCAACACAUUCCACUUCACCUUCUCAGUCGGCAGCGACGCACUGAAGAAUGGAGUGAGUAUCCGCAACGUUGUUCCCUCAACCGAAGAAGAGGCACGCCGUAUAUUAAACCGCAUGGAUGCAGAGGGUUUGUUCGAUUGAUCCUUCGGCGGAGUGACUGGUUCCAGCCAUAAUUUUAGCAACUUUUUACUGGCCAUGUUAACUAGUGGGAGAUGUACCCUAUGAUUUAAACAUCAGCAGCAGAUAAGCAGCAUGCUGGCAGCAGACCGGGAAAAGUGUAGCUUUUUGGCGUUUCUUUUGGGAAAUUAUUUGGAGUAUAGUAGUAGUAGGAUAUAUAAUAACCCCAACCUCGAGACCUAAAAAAUGUGCCUUUUGUGAGGGCACUGUCCAUUGAUUAUAUAUGUAAUUGCUUUGUUGUUUCAGCAUGUAAACAAAGAUAGAGGCCAUUAGGGCAUUGCCUUCAGGUCA
Messenger RNA from Triticum dicoccoides, 2433 nucleotides. RefSeq lists its product as uncharacterized. The coding region runs from base 1 to 2106 and encodes 701 amino acids. NCBI's taxonomy places the organism in Eukaryota, Viridiplantae, Streptophyta, Magnoliopsida, Poales, Poaceae. The transcript is spliced from 8 exons. Gene Ontology annotation, biological process: acyl-CoA metabolic process. The record is from RefSeq and is a predicted model, not a curated record. Gene Ontology annotation, molecular function: fatty acyl-CoA hydrolase activity.